AUGUCCAUUGGAUUUUUGUCGCCGAAAUCGAUUGGAAUCAACGAAGAACGACAAAAACCUAAGCUUGACGAUGUCGUGAUUGGAGGGCCCAAUGAGUCGAGAACUAGAGGGGUUUUGGACGAGGACGAUGGGGAAGGUGGUGGAGCUGCAAAUGUAGUAGUAGGCUAUGGUUACUCUAUUCAAUCUGUCACUCUGACUCCUCUUUCAACUCCUUUUGACUGCCCAUCUUGGCCUCAUCCAGAAUCAUCUCUCUAUGGACUGAUAUUCAGAAUCUCAAUCUCAUUGCCAGAGCGUUUGAGUAGAAUAACAGAUUCCCAACACCAAAGAUGGGUCCCAGAACAAUCAUUCCCCGCCAAUCUUCUCACCUCUUUCCAGAAACCAAUCUAAACUCACCAGUAAACCAGCCGGGGAACUUCAGCCUCUCGAGCCCACCUCAGACUUAGCCUCACACUCUACAACACCACCCCGUUUGGUUUCUCCGUGUGGCGGCGAUCCUCUGGGGAAGCUUUUGACACCUCUCCCAACACUUCAGAUUCAGACACUUUCUUGGUGUUUAAGGAUCAAUACAUUCAGCUUUCAUCCAUAUUACCGAACCAAAACUCUUCUCUUUAUGGAUUUGGGGAGCAUACAAAGAGGUCAUUCAAGUUGGUGCCCAAUGACACCCUAACUUUGUGGAAUGCUGACAUAGGAGCUCUAAAUCCUGAUUUUAAUCUCUAUGGCUCUCACCCUUUUUACAUUGAUGUGAGAUCCCCUCAAGGCACAACUCAUGGUGUUUUGCUCUUUAACAGUAAUGGCAUGGAUGUUGAGUAUAAUGGUGAUAGGAUAACUUAUAAGGUUAUCGGAGGCAUCAUUGAUUUGUAUUUUUUUGCUGGACCGUCGCCGGAUGCGGUGAUACAACAGUACACAGAGUUGAUUGGCCGGCCUGCCCCUAUGCCAUAUUGGUCCUUUGGAUUUCAUCAGUGUCGAUAUGGUUACAAAAACGUGUCUGACAUUGAGUCUGUAGUUGCUGGCUAUGCAAAAGCUGGUAUUCCUCUCGAAGUUAUGUGGACAGACAUCGAUUACAUGGAGGCAUAUAAGGAUUUCACUCUUGAUCCUGUCAACUUUCCAGUGGACCUGAUGCAAAAAUUUGUAGAGACACUUCACCAAAAUGGUCAGAAAUAUGUGCUCAUUCUGGAUCCUGGUAUCAGUGUGAAUAAGACCUCUGGAACUUUCAAUAGAGGGAUGGAAGCUGAUAUCUUUAUAAAACAUGAUGGUGUUCCUUAUCUGGGCAAUGUUUGGCCUGGACCAGUCUACUUCCCUGACUUUGUAAAUCCAGCUGCUGAAACAUUUUGGCAAGGAGAGAUCAAAAUAUUUCAAGAUAUUCUCCCUGUCGACGGUCUUUGGCUUGACAUGAAUGAGAUUUCUAACUUCAUAACUUCCCCUCCUACCCAAUUUUCUACCCUUGAUGAUCCUCCCUACAAGAUAAACAAUAGUGGCUUUCGGGGACCAAUUAACAAAAAUACUGUUCCAGCAACUGCUCUGCAUUUUGGAAACAUCACAGAAUAUAAUUCGCAUAACCUUUAUGGACUCCGGGAAGCCAAAGCUACUCAUGCUGCCUUGAUCAAUGUUACUGGUAAAAGGCCAUUUAUACUCACUAGAUCAACUUUCGUAAGCUCCGGAAAGUACACAGCUCAUUGGACUGGAGAUAAUGCUGCAACAUGGGAUGAUUUGGCAUACACAAUUCCAGCCAUUUUAAAUUUUGGACUCUUUGGGAUUCCAAUGGUUGGAGCUGAUAUUUGUGGCUUUUCUAGAGACACAACUGAAGAACUCUGCCGGCGUUGGAUUCAGUUAGGUGCCUUUUACCCAUUUGCAAGAGAUCACUCUGAUAAGUCUAAAGCGCGUCAAGAGCUGUAUCUUUGGGAUUCAGUUGCUGCAACAGCAAGGAAGGUGCUUGGGCUACGAUACAGGCUACUCCCUUACUUCUACACAUUAAUGUAUGAGGCACACACAAUAGGGACUCCUAUUGUAAGACCCCUUUUCUUCUCAUUCCCUCAAGAUACCGAAACUUAUGGAAUCAAUACACAGUUUCUGAUUGGAAAAGGUGUCAUGGUGUCACCUGUGCUAAAGCAAGGAGCAGUUUCCGUUGACGCAUAUUUCCCUGCAGGAAAUUGGUUUGAUCUCUUCAACUAUUCAAAUUCGGUGAGUGUAAAUCUAGGAAAGCAAGUGACUCUUUCAGCACCAUCUGAUCACAUAAAUGUGCAUGUUCGAGAAGGUAAUAUUUUGGCCUUGCAAGGAGAGGCCAUGACAACUAAAGAAGCCAGGAAGACGCCAUUUGAACUCUUGGUGGCUAUCAGCAGCAAGGAAAAUAGCACAGGAGAAGUUUUCUUGGAUGAUGGAGAAGAAGUGGGCAUGGGAGAAGAGGAAGGUAAGUGGAGUUUGGUGAGAUUUUAUGGUGGAAUGGUAAAGGACAAUGUUACAGUUAGAUCAGAAGUUCUGAACGGCAACUUCGCCUUGAGUCAAAGGUGGAUCAUAAACAAAGUGACUUUUAUAGGACUAGAAAAUGUAGAGAAAAUGAAAGGGUAUAAUGUGAAGAUUACGACAGGAACAGAGCUGAUUGAGAACUCGGUUAUUAAGGCAAGUGGGAACAAUGUUCUUACAGUAGAAAUCUCGGAAGAAUCACUGCUGAUUGGGAAAGAGUUCAUGUUGGAACUGAAACUCAACAAUUCAUCAAAAAUCUCUUAAAAGAGCGGACAUUAUUGGCAUACAAUUACUGCAAUUAGCAGAUGUACAAUAUAUCUUA
Messenger RNA from Pistacia vera, 2779 nucleotides. RefSeq names its product alpha-glucosidase-like. Gene Ontology annotation, biological process: carbohydrate metabolic process. Gene Ontology annotation, molecular function: carbohydrate binding; hydrolase activity, hydrolyzing O-glycosyl compounds. NCBI's taxonomy places the organism in Eukaryota, Viridiplantae, Streptophyta, Magnoliopsida, Sapindales, Anacardiaceae. The record is from RefSeq and is a predicted model, not a curated record.